This is a messenger RNA of Spizellomyces punctatus DAOM BR117, 603 nucleotides long. RefSeq lists its product as uncharacterized. The coding region runs from base 34 to 510 and encodes 158 amino acids. Lineage: Eukaryota; Fungi; Chytridiomycota; Chytridiomycetes; Spizellomycetales; Spizellomycetaceae. Gene Ontology annotation, cellular component: nuclear pore central transport channel. The transcript is spliced from 5 exons. The record is from RefSeq and is a predicted model, not a curated record. Gene Ontology annotation, biological process: protein import into nucleus.
CUGCUAGCAUUCACGGGCCGCGUUCCACAUAAGAUGGACACGACAUGGCUGUGCCGCUCAUCGACAGCUGCACCUUCUCGUCUUGCACUCUCAACAUUCCCAGAUCUUAGUCUCAACAUGGCAGACGCAAACGAGAUUGUAGUUGCAAGUCGGGCAGCAGAUAACUUUGUGCCAACCUUUUACAAAGUUUACGACCGUCAACGACAUUUACUGCACCAAAUGUACAAGGACUCUUCAGCCGUGUUGUGGAACGGAAAUCCUCUAGUUGGGCAGCAGAAUGCUUCAGAAUUUUUCCUGAAGCUGCCUGCGACGGAUCACGUUGUGCAUUCCUACGAUAGUCAGCCGGUUAUGGAUCUUGGUCAAAUACUGGUCACAGUCACCGGCACGGUGCGAUAUGGCGAUGACAAACAGUCCAAGCUAUUCUGCCAAAUAUUUGUGCUGAGCCCGGAUACAGCAAAUCCCACCAAAGGAACAUAUUUUGUCAGUUCGGACCACUUUAGAUUUGUAUAAUUACCAUAACAAGACCCGUUUCCCACGCUGUACAUAUAACUUAUCAUAAGCUGCCAUACUCAAUAGUUAUCUUUGAAUCUUGUGCGUAUUGUG